Molecule: messenger RNA, 497 nt
Organism: Toxorhynchites rutilus septentrionalis
Lineage: Eukaryota; Metazoa; Arthropoda; Insecta; Diptera; Culicidae
Gene: Spase12
Product: signal peptidase complex subunit 1
Exons: 3
Coding region: 151-444 (97 amino acids)
Biological process (GO): protein targeting to ER
Cellular component (GO): signal peptidase complex; endoplasmic reticulum membrane
Source: RefSeq, a predicted model, not a curated record
CUGAAAAAGAUUGCACGAUGAUGACGUUUACAAAUAAACCUUUCGAUUUUUAACAGGAUUUAUAUAUCCAUGUCUUUUCGUUGGCUUUAAACUGACGUGUUGUGAAAAAUUUAAAAUAUUCUGCGAAUAUUAAUCUGCACCAUAGACACGAUGUUCAACAUUCAAACCCACAUGGAUUUCGAGGGCCAGGGCCGUGCUGAGAAACUGUCACGGCUGAUCAUUACCCUGUUUGGAGCGGUGGGUCUCAUCUGGGGCUAUAUUAUUCAGCAAUUCUCCCAGACUGUAUACAUACUGAUUGCCGGUGUGCUGUUGGCUUCGAUCCUAACCGUUCUGCCAUGGCCAAUCUACCGCCGUAAGCCACUGAACUGGCAAAAACCUCGCCCGGACCCACAGUCAGCAGCUACGGGAUCGGAAACCGACUCAUCUAAAAAGAAGAAGAAAUAGUCCAUUCCAUUCUUUAUUAUACUAAAACAAUAAAUAGAGGCGUAAAAACAGAA